Molecule: messenger RNA, 1290 nt
Organism: Cyanidioschyzon merolae strain 10D
Lineage: Eukaryota; Rhodophyta; Bangiophyceae; Cyanidiales; Cyanidiaceae
Exons: 1
Coding region: 1-1290 (429 amino acids)
Cellular component (GO): ATP-binding cassette (ABC) transporter complex
Molecular function (GO): ATP hydrolysis activity; ATPase-coupled transmembrane transporter activity; ATP binding
Source: RefSeq, a predicted model, not a curated record
AUGGUGAUCAGCACCCAGGGAAACGUCUCAGGUUCCGUUCCGAAUACGCUCAGAGCGAAACCUGAGCAAACGCUUCAGGCGUCGAGGCCUGCCACCAGGGCCGUCUCUGCAGCGCUUGACUUCUGCGCUGGAGUUGCAGCAGCCGUUUCAGGUAUAUCUGUUCCCGGGGGAUAUUUUCCCCCUUUCAUGUCAUUCAGCAACCGCUUAAGUCCAAAAGCUGGCACAGAUACUCUUUCGGUGAGCAAUCAGGAGUCAACCAGGGAAGACGCGGACGCUGUGCUUUCGACGGCAGCCGCUUCGCUGGCAACGGACCUCGAGUACGGCUCCGCGACAGAGAGGCACCACGAGAACAUCGAUCCUAUUCGCCCAGUGACGCGAGACUCUGGCGCAUUCGUCGAGAACUAUCCAAGUGGAACACGGGAGGUGGCAAUCGCUUUCGAAGGAGUGACGUUGUCUGCGAGCACCCAGGCGGCGGGGACGACUCGACCCAUACUUCGGAAUAUCUGUUUCGAAGUACGCGACGGAGAGACGGUGUUUAUCAUCGGCCCGUCAGGAGCUGGCAAGUCUCGACUUCUUCGACUGGUGAACCGCUUAGAGGAGCCUUCAGGUGGUCAAGUCCGGCUGUGGGGCACACCAGUGCCAGCGUACCCUCCAGGCGAGUUACGGGGCAAACUAGUAGGUUUUCUGAGCCAGCAACCUGCAUUGCCGUGUUUGGCACAUAGGAGGCCUGGUUUGCUGGAGGCACUCCGCCGACUUGUAACGCGAGAAACGCUUUGGGAGCUGGUCCUCGGCAAACGCCGACAACGCUCGAGCGCGAACACGGAGGAACCAGCAAAGUCGGCGCUCGAGACGCUCGUUCGUUUGGGAGUUGUAUCGCGGACAGAGCUUGAACAGCGACUACCGGAAGCACUGCAUAUAGCUGGCUUAUCGCGAACGAUUCUGGAUCGACCGCUAGCCGCCUUGUCAGGGGGUGAGCGAGCUCGCCUCGGCCUCACGCGAGUGCUUUUGCAGCAACCACGAAUCCUACUGCUGGACGAGGUCACUUCAAGUCUGGACGCAGCAACAGCGGCUCAAGUAUUGCAACGUUUAUCGGACUGGAAAGAACGCAUCCGGGCCACAAUACUCAUAGUGACGCACAGACUCUCGGAGGUUACCGACGGCCAGCUCAUUCUUGUGCGGGACGGGGAGCUGUUCUUACGCGGUGACGCGCGUGCGCUGCUCGGUACCGCCGAUACAGCGGCCAGCAUUCAUCGGCUUUUGACUGGGGAGUCAUUGGGAGCAACAAAAUAG